AUGAGUUCAAAGCAAGUAAUUUGUGGGUUUAUAACUUUGGUUUUGAUUUUCAGUCGUUCUUUUCUGUUGGAAGCUCAACUUCAAGUAGGAUUCUAUGCAAGUUCUUGUAAUUUGGUUGAGUUCAUUGUCAAACAAGAAGUUAGAAAUGCAUUCUCUAGGGACAAUGGAGUGGCUGCUGGCCUAGUUAGAAUGCAUUUCCACGAUUGCUUUGUUAGGGGCUGUGAUGGAUCCGUGCUGAUCGACUCGACUCCAUCCAACACAGCAGAGAAGGAUUCUCCAGCUAAUAAUCCGAGCCUUCGAGGGUUCGAAGUCAUUGACAGUGCAAAGGCUAGACUUGAAGCUAUAUGCCAAGGAGUUGUUUCAUGUGCUGAUAUACUGGCUUUUGCAGCAAGGGAUAGUGUUGAAAUUACAGGAGGAUUUGGCUAUGAUGUUCCUGCUGGUAGAAGAGAUGGCAGAAUUUCUUUAGCUUCUGAGAUACCAGCAAACUUGCCACCUCCUACCUUCAAUGUAGGUCAACUCACUCAAAACUUCGCAAAUAAGGGAUUUACACAAGAUGAAAUGGUUACGCUUUCUGGUGCUCACACCAUUGGCCGCUCUCAUUGCACCUCCUUCAGUAACAGACUAUACAGUUUCAACUCAACGACGAGUCAGGAUCCGAGUCUAGACCCAAUUUACGCAGCCCAACUAAAGCAGCAGUGCCCACAGGGAAGUUCAAAUACGAAUCUGGUGGUUCCCAUGAAUCCUUCGAGCCCAACCGUAACUGAUGUGGGUUACUAUAGAGACAUUAUAGCAAAUAGAGGCCUUCACACUUCAGACCAAACUUUGUUGACAAAUACUGCAACGGCUGCUCAAGUUAUUCAGAAUGCUCAAAACCAAUUUAUAUGGAGAAGUAAAUUUGCAGCUGCAAUGGUGAAGAUGGGUCGAAUUGGAGUCUCGACUGGUAAUGCAGGAGAGAUCCGAGCAAAGUGCAGAGUGAUCAAUGGUUGA
Messenger RNA from Fraxinus pennsylvanica, 987 nucleotides. NCBI's taxonomy places the organism in Eukaryota, Viridiplantae, Streptophyta, Magnoliopsida, Lamiales, Oleaceae. The record is from the annotation of a GenBank genome assembly.